CUGCCGCAGCUGUGGGUGAGUGUGUGUGUGUGUGUGUGUGUGUGUGUGAGGCGGCGCGAAUAUUCCCCAGGACAAGUGAAUAUCCGGCGUGCACGGGAACGUCAGUCGAGCACCGGCCUCUCACCGCUAAACGCUAAGGCUACACUUAUACUAUACUCGCCGCGCUCGCGAGCUCCGGUCUGUCGAGGCGCUUCUCUUUAUACCGAUCCUUCAGCACACUUUUCGUCGAUGUACAAUAAAUUUUCGAGCAAAAGCGCGACACUGCGCGCGCGUGUGUGAUCGGUAUAUGUAAUCGUUAUCAACCGGUCGACGAGACGACUCUUCUUCUGUUCUUCUUUAGUGCGGCGACUAUACCGGCGACGAGAGAGAAAGAGAGAGGAGGUGUGCGAAGAGCUGCAGCUGUGACAUGAGAGAGUAGCAUCGAAAAUGAUGAGGAGGAGAGGCGUGAGAAAACAAGGAAACUCCGAGUGCGAAGGAGCUCUGGUCCUACUCCUGGUGGCAUUGGCUCCUGUUAUCUGCUCCGCUGGAAUCCUGGACCCGUGGCAAUGGGCGCGCAGCGACAGAAUAGAAGUCAAUAUCCCUUGGCUACCCUUCGAAAACGAGACACGAUGCUACGACGAGCUGGGCUGCUUGAACAUCACCAGGAGCUGGUACCAUCUGAUUCACCGACCUCUCAAUGUUUUCCCGCUGCCGCGGGAGGUCAUCAACACUCGGUUUAUACUUUAUACCAAUGACAAUCCCACCGAAGGCCAAGUCUUAAUCGUAGGAAAGGACAAGUCCAUCAAGCGCUCGAACUUCAGUCCGAAGCGAAAAACCAAGUUUAUUAUACACGGCUUCAUAGACACGCCGCUCAGCAACUGGGUGAAGGAGAUGAGAAACGAGCUGCUCAAGCACGGCGACUACAACGUGAUAAUCGUCGACUGGGCCGGUGGCAGUCUACCCCUUUACACACAGGCCACCGCCAACACGAGGCUAGUGGGACUCGAGAUCGCGCAUCUCGUCAAGCAUCUGCAGAACAACUACGGCCUGGACCCAAGCGACGUUCAUCUGAUCGGACACAGUUUGGGGGCCCACACGGCUGGUUACGCCGGCGAGAAGCUCAACGGUAACAUCGGCCGUAUAACCGGACUCGAUCCGGCCGAACCUUACUUCCAAGGGAUGCCCAGUCACCUGCGACUCGACUACACCGACGCCCAACUCGUCGAUGUCAUCCAUACCGACGGCAAGAGCAUCUUCUUCUUAGGUCUUCCAGGUUACGGCAUGAGCCAGCCGUGCGGGCACCUGGACUUCUACCCGAACAACGGCAAGGAGCAGCCGGGCUGCACCGACCUGAGCGAGACGACGCCGUCCUUGCCAUUGACCUUGAUUCGCGAAGGUCUGGAAGAAGCCUCGCGAGUCCUGGUGGCCUGCAACCACGUGCGAGCUAUCAAGCUCUUCAUCGAGAGCAUCAACAGCAAGUGUCAGUACGUAGCCCACGAGUGUGGCAGCUACGCCAGUUUCCUCAGGGGCGAGUGCUUCUCCUGCAAGAGCAACAACAGCCUCAGUUGCGGAAUCAUGGGAUAUCACGCGGACAGCAGUCCUGCUCUGGUGAGGAGGCAGCAGAUGGGACAGGAUGUGUCGGCUUUGCUGGGCUCCAAGUUCUUCUUCUCUACCGGGAAAGACGAUCCUUAUUGCAGACGACACUACAGAAUAACAAUCAAUUUGGCCAGGCCACCCACGGCUGAGAGCUGGGUGCAGGGAUACAUGAAAGUCACGCUUCACGCUGACAAUGGCGUGAUACGUAACAUGGACUUGACUCCCAGCGGCUACAUGAAGUUGGAGCACGGGACGACGACGCGAAUGGUCGUGGCACACCCCGGCGGCUCGACCGGAGAAAUUGGCAAAAUACGACGAGUCGAGUUGUCGUGGGCGUACGACAUGGACGUUCUGCAACCUCGAUCAUUGUGCUUCUUCUGGUGCAACGACCGACUCUACGUGAACAGUGUCGUAGUUGAUAUUAUGGAACUACCGGGCAGGGGGAAGCGCGAGACCGACCUCUCGAGCAAGCUGUGCUCGGCAAGUAGGCAGGACUUCGCGGAGAUAGCCAGCGGUUCGACGGCCUCCUUCACCGACAGCUGCUGACCUGAGCCUCGAGAGCAACCCUCGAACGGUAAUUUUUUUCCUAGUACGCUGCAUAACGCGAGCCGAGGCAGAGUAGCAGCAGAAUAUGAGAAAUUCAAUGACGAAGGAAGAGAGCUGCCCCGGAACAUGCCCUAGUAUUAAUGUGAUCGAUUUUUAUACAUACAUAAUUACGAUUUUAUUAUUAUAUGUAUACAGUGUUUUAAAUUCGUUUGUAAAUCUUGUAAAUAACGCGACUACUAAUCGUAUAUACACAUCUAGACGACCAAGAUUCUUAGAGAUGUAAGGCGCGACUAUGUCUGACUAUAUUUUAAAAAGUGUCCCGAAGGUUUGGGAUAGAUCUUUCGGAGCACUGUUUAGGGUUAUCGUUUAUGGUAUACGAGUAUUUUUUUAAUUUCUCGAUGAUUCAUGUUUCUGCAGUUCGUUAUUUUUCAUAUACUUCAUAUAACGCCAUCUAAUUACACGAAACUGACGAAUAAGGAACUUAUUAAACACAAAAAUGAAUCAUUUGGAAAUUCAAAAUACAUUGUAUUUUCACGAUGCAAAAUGUCGUUUUAUUUGUUAUAAAACUGAUUUGCAUCGAUUUGUAAAAAUCAAAUAUAUUAGUUGAUGCUUUUGUAAAAGUUAGUCUUUUAAUUGUAACGCUUAUAUAUGGUAAUUGAUGUUGUAAACUUAGUCAAUCAAGCAGAGCUGGGUACUACUUAGACUUAAGAACUUUGAAUAAUCAAAGUUAUUUAAGCGUCUCUAACGACACAUUUAUAAAUACUCUACAUAUGCGCUUAAAUCUUUAUCAAACUUAUAAGAGAAAUUAUAAUAUUUUUAUAUACAAGAAUAAUCAACACUCAAAUGAAACAGAAAUACAAGCAAUAACUUCUACAGGUACAUACAUUUUUAGACAAAAUGUUUGUAAAUAUAAUUAUUAGUUGUAAGUUUCACGAACUUAUUUCUACAUUGUUGUGAGAAUUGCAAUUCUUAUCAAAGUUAUAGAGUACAUAAUAUCAUCGAUCAUAUCUCAAAAUAUUCUGCGCAAAAUUAUUUCUUUGUUAUAGAUCUUUAAAAUUGUUACUCAUUAAGGAAAUGUUUUCAAGUGGCUCAAUUCGCUUUUAUUCAAAUUCGAAAUAAUGUUUAUAAUAUGCCGGAAUCAUUUUGAGUUAUAAAAGAUUGUUCUCUGUAUUGAGUAUAAACUCAAGUGCUACUUUACUUUUAGAUUAGAACGUUUACUAACUUAUUCAUAUAAUUUUUACUUUACAAACCAUUAUUUAAAAAAAAUACAAGUAUUUUUUUUUUAAAUAUAUGUGCACGUAUUAUGAUAUUCUUUAGUAAACGUAGUACUCGUUAAAAUUUUAUUCUACUGUUUAAUGCGAAAGAAAUAAUGUUUGUUUUACAAGCUACCACUCAUAAGAAUCCACUUUCUUGCACUUUCAAAACGUAAAAACAAGUUCGCAUAUACGGCAUUCAAUGAUUAACUCCAAUUCUGGUACUGUAGCUCUGUACCCUCUAUACUCUAUUACAUUUUAACGAGUCUUUCAUAGCGUUGAAACUUUAGAAUUUGUGAUAUAUUAUUGUAAUAAUUUAAAAAUGCCGAAGUUAGAUGCUUCUCGUAUUGUUUUCUCACGGCGUUUAGUACAUUUGUACGAACAUUUCAUCCUCCUUUUUUAUAGAAAAUACUAAAGAAGAUAUAAUUGUAAGUGUUUUGUUUAUUAUUUUACAACAAAAAUUAACGAAUCACAGAUGAGAAAUAAAUAUUUCUUCAGAUAGUGACAAGAAAAAAUGUUAUUUUUUACAAGUAUUAAUAAAACAUAAAAAAAACUUAAUUGGGUUUUAAUUUUAAUACCUUUAAUAUCACAAAUAUAUAGGCAGAGGAAUCAUAAUCUUGGCAAAUUUAUUUUUUACUUUUUGUAAUUUAAAGAUAACGGAAAAAUAGUCUACUCAAUGUUUGGAAAAUUUUUUAUUAACUGAUUAAUGUAAAACAUAAUGCGACGUUAGUUAAUUCACAAGCUACAUCGAAUACCUACAGCAAAUAAUUUUAAACUAAUUGGCGGUUUCAUCUUUUUUUUAAAUUAGGUAUAGCAUAUGUGAAUAAAUCACUAGAGUGAACAAAAUAUUUUACAAAAUAAUUAUUGCAUUUUAUUCAAAGGUCUUCUAGUUACUACUUAACAGUAAGAUAUUGCAGUUGAACAGUACAAUUUCGAAACAAUCCUCCAACAUCUUAAAUAGUUACGUUUCAUCUUCUAUACUAGAUAGAAUUUAUUGAUCUUGAUGGUGUUGUAUGUGUUUGUAUAAAUUUUUCCGCUAUUAUACGCUAGAUUUAAGUUUAUAAUUAAAUAAUGUGAUACAUAAUGUAAUUGACUGGAACAAUUAAAUUAAAUGAACGUAUUAAAAAGUGAAAAUUAAUUAACGUUAGAGAUUUCUAUACAAUAAAAAAACGCAAUUCAUACAUAAUUAAAAUAUUGCUUUGUACAGUGACUAAAUCAAGUUCAUAAAAUAUUCAUUCAGAAUUGAAUAUAUCCAUACGAUUGGACAAAAUCUACAUUUUUUUCUUUAUAAUCAAACAUUUGAUUUCGCCUAUUGUCGGAAGAGGGUAGCGAGCUUAUUCUUCUGAUCACUCAAAGUUCUUGUUCGUUGAUUUAUCAAUUAACAAAGAAGCGCUAUAUAGAAUGAACGCUAAUGUUUCUAUUUUCUCUAAAGUAGCCAUAACAGCCAGACGUAGAUUACGCGAGCGGAAGUUUCGCUCUUAAAGAGUAAUUUUUACUAGUAUUUAUUUUGAUAGACUCUACCUUGUGAAUCUCGUAAAUAAUGCGACUAAGUCGUACAACUAGAAGACCAAGAUUUAGUAGCGGUUAAGGCGAGCUGCGCGGAGAUUUAUGAAAAAUAUUCAAAAUUCUAUAAGCCAUUUGAACAGUGGACUAAUAGAUAGUUCUAAUAUUUUGAAUUUCCUACAUGAUAUGCAUAUAAUCUUUAUACAGGUUUAAAAUUUAAAUUAAAAAUGAAUUAAAAUCGAUGAGCAAUAUGUAUGAUUGUGAUAUUUCAUUGUUAGUAAUAUUCAGAAAAUAAUUUUAUGCUCAUAGUAAUAUAAAUGUGUGAAUUACAAAAAUAUAUUAAGUCUUUAUUUGUAUUUUAAAAACGAACACUACGAUACGUAUAACUUUUCAACCAAAUAAGCUUUGAUUUAUACAGCGCAUUGAAAGCUGUAAAAUUAACCAGUCCACCAUUCAAUAAGCUUGAAGCACAUUUCGCAAGGUCAAAGCACUCACGAUAUAUUUGAGUCACAUUAAGUGAAUUAAUAUAUUGCGGUUCACUUGGAAGAAAAAUUAUUGUCGAAUAAAAAUAAUCAAACGAUACAGUUUAUUUAAGGUUUCAUUAAUCUGAAUGAUAAACUAACGUUACAUUUUUAUUUUUCGAUGUAUAUUUCAUCAUCGAUAGUAUGAAAAAAGCUUGUAGAUACACAUUACAAAAUAAACGUAAAGCGCUUAUUGUCACUUGAAAAUCAAUAAAAACUAAAUGAAUUGAGUAUUCGAAAGAGUAUUUCGAAUGUCUUUGGAAUUUUUUCACCACAAUUGUCAUACGCCAACCGUCAACACGUUUCACGUGAUUUCCUUUUUUUUCAUAGAACUCUGUACAGCUCAAACGCAAAAGAUUCAUUAUUUUUUAUACAAAAGGUAGCAU
Molecule: messenger RNA, 5784 nt
Organism: Nasonia vitripennis (jewel wasp)
Lineage: Eukaryota; Metazoa; Arthropoda; Insecta; Hymenoptera; Pteromalidae
Product: pancreatic triacylglycerol lipase
Exons: 10
Coding region: 427-2121 (564 amino acids)
Biological process (GO): lipid metabolic process
Molecular function (GO): triacylglycerol lipase activity
Source: RefSeq, a predicted model, not a curated record